AUGGCUGACAAAAACACCUUCCAUCAUGACCCUGACAAAACGGGAGUGCCAAGUGCCGAGCACGAUGAGACUAUUCAAGUCGAGCCAAGCUUCUUACAAUCUGUCUCGUACGGCAGUGGCGGCAUCAAGGGUCUCAUCAGUUCCCCCUAUGUUUCUGGCGCGGCGGUCCUGGCGUCGCUGGGCGGAUUUUCCAUGGGUUAUGACAUGGGUGUGAUUUCCAUCAUCAAUGUCAUGGACCAGUUCCAUACCGCGUACCCUUUUUCGGCAACCGCCUUUGGCAAGGAGUUCAUGACGGCAAUGCUGCUGCUCGGGGCUUUCGUUGGCUGUCUCUUCAUGCCGUACAUGGCAGACCGUUUUUCUCGGAAGUGGGCGUUGACAGUCGUCGUGAUCAUCUUUGACAUCGGUGCUAUCCUUCAAACCGCGGCACCGAACUAUGCUACGUUGGUUGUUGGACGGUUCAUCGGUGGUAUCGGAGUGGGUACACUAGCAAUGGGCGCACCACUAUACAUUUCGGAGAUAUCUCCCCCGAACAUUCGCGGAACUCUCCUUGUUCUCGAAUCCAUCUCAAUCACCUCCGGCGUCGUCAUCGCAUACUUUAUUACCUUUGGAACUCGGCACAUGGUGGGCGAAGCAGCAUUUCGGCUUCCAUUUGGGCUGCAGAUGGUAACUGCAACCGGACUCGGCGCCGGCAUUCACUUCUUCCCAUACUCACCUCGAUGGCUGGCGCUGGUGGAUCGGUCGGACGAUUGUCUUCAAAGUCUCACCCGACUACGAGGCUUGCCAAACACCGAUGAUAGAGUCCAGGCUGAAUACCACAGCAUCUUAGCCGAGGUAAAUUUUCAAAAGAUCGCCCAGGGAAAGCGCCAUCCCGGCUGCACUGGUCUCAAGAUGGAACUCUUGCUCUGGUCCGACCUUUUCCGCAAACGAACCUGGCGGAGAACCGCGGUUGGUGUCGGAGUCGCGUUCUUCCAGCAGUUUUCUGGCAUCAAUGCAUUUAUCUACUAUGCGCCAACAUUAUUCACCAGCCUCGGUCAAUCUUCUGAACAAUCCCUUCUUCUGUCGGGAGUCCUGGAUAUCCUGCAAAUGGUUGCUGCUGUGGUCUGCUUCCUUAUCAUUGAAAGGGUUGGCCGAAGACCGUUGGCUAUCUUUGGCGGUUUCGGUACUGCGGUCACAUACGCCAUCAUCGCCAUCCUGUCCGGUUUAUACUCCAAAGACUGGCCCUCUCACAUGGCUGCUGGCUGGGCAUGUGUGGCUAUGGCUUUCUGCUUCAUAUUGACUUACGGGGUCUCAUACUCACCCCUGGGAUGGGCUCUUCCUUCAGAGGUCUUCUCCACCGCAGAUCGAUCGAAGGGUGUUGCAUUGUCCACUUGCGUCAUUUGGCUAUGCGACUUCAUCGUGGGUAUUUCUGUUCCGAGUAUGAUGGAAAAUAUCGAGUACGGCACAUACAUAUUCUUUGCCGUUAUGUGUUUUGCGGCAGGAGUGUGGGCAUAUUUUCUGGUUCCCGAGACGGGAGGUAAAACUCUGGAGGAGCUGGAUGAAGUAUUUGGAGACACGAGUGGUCAGGAAGAGAGGGCCAUGAUGGCUCAGACUAUGCGAACACCCCAUUCUAACUUAGAGACAACAGUGUAG
Messenger RNA from Penicillium argentinense, 1629 nucleotides. RefSeq names its product sugar porter family MFS transporter. Gene Ontology annotation, molecular function: carbohydrate:proton symporter activity. Gene Ontology annotation, biological process: transmembrane transport; carbohydrate transport. The transcript has 3 exons. The record is from RefSeq and is a predicted model, not a curated record. Gene Ontology annotation, cellular component: membrane. NCBI's taxonomy places the organism in Eukaryota, Fungi, Ascomycota, Eurotiomycetes, Eurotiales, Aspergillaceae. Bases 1 to 1629 code for a protein of 542 amino acids.